AUGGUCUCGGUCAGACUCCAGUUGGCAGGCUACAUUUUGGGGCUGCUGGGCUUACUGGGCACCCUGAUUGCCACUCUGCUGCCCAGCUGGCGGAUCAGCUCCUACAUUGGCUCCAGCAUCGUCACAGCUGUUGGCUUUUCAAAAGGACUCUGGAUGGAGUGUGCAACCUACAGCACAGGCAUCAUGCAAUGUGACAUCUACAACUCUCUGCUCAGCCUGCCCACUGACCUCCAGGUGGCCCAAGCCAUGAUGGCCACCUCCGUUGCUGUAGGUUCGCUGGCUGCCAUUCUCUCUGUGGCGGGGAUGAGAUGCACCAUCUUCUCUCAGAGCUCCCCAGCAAAGGACAAAGUGGCAGUUCUGGGAGGAGUCACUUUUGCCCUGGGGGCACUGCUCAGCUUCAUUCCUCUUGUGUGGAAUUUCCAUGUGAUCCUCCAGGACUUCUACAACCCUCUUGUGCCCGACAGCAUGAAAUAUGAGAUUGGGGAAGCCUUGUAUUUGGGCAUCCUAUCUUCCUUGAUCUCCUUCAUUGGUGGUGCCAUCCUCUGUGCCUCCUGCCCACCUCGUGACUCGCAAGCAACCUGCUACAGUCCUCAUCGUUCUCGGGCCAUGGCGGACAGGAGCUCCCUGCCAGCUAUCGCAUCUCCAAAGGCCAGCGCAUACAGCCAGACUGGCUAUGUGUAG
Messenger RNA from Protobothrops mucrosquamatus (brown spotted pit viper), 681 nucleotides. RefSeq names its product claudin 2 (gene CLDN2). Lineage: Eukaryota; Metazoa; Chordata; Lepidosauria; Squamata; Viperidae. The coding region runs from base 1 to 681 and encodes 226 amino acids. The transcript has a single exon. The record is from RefSeq and is a predicted model, not a curated record. Gene Ontology annotation, cellular component: plasma membrane; bicellular tight junction. Gene Ontology annotation, molecular function: structural molecule activity. Gene Ontology annotation, biological process: calcium-independent cell-cell adhesion; bicellular tight junction assembly.